AUGCCGGCAAACUUGUUCAUCAGUUGCUUCGGUUUGCUGCUGAUCUUGGUGGGUUUGGUCUCGUCACCGGUCGCCUCUGUGCCUUUGGAGGUUGGUUCCUACCGGAAAUCAUGCCCCUCGGCGGAGAUGAUUGUGAGAGAUACAGUGAAGAAGGCAGCCGCAACAGAUCCGGGCAUAGCUGCUGCGCUCAUCAGACUCCAUUUCCACGAUUGCUUUGUCAUGGGUUGCGAUGCAUCAAUUCUGCUCGAUUCGAAACCUGGCAAGCCAGCUGCAGAAAAAGAAAGCAUGGGAAACAAAGGCGUCCAAGGCUUUGAGGUCAUAGACGAAGCCAAGGCCAAUAUAGAAGCUCAAUGCCCCAACACCGUCUCCUGUGCAGACAUAAUCACCUUCGCUGCCCGAGACAGUGUUUUUAUCACGGGGGGAACAUACUACUCUGCCCCCGGAGGCCGCCGUGACGGAACGGUCUCGUUGGUUUCAGAAGUGACCAAAAACCUCCCUGAUGCGUUUUUGAACGCAACACAACUGAAGACCAACUUUGCAAGAAAAGGGUUGUCACUGAAAGAUAUGGUGACGCUCUCUGGAGCUCACUCCAUUGGGGACUCACACUGCUCUUCCUUCUCAAAACGACUGUACUCCUUUAACAAAACACAUGCACAAGACCCUGAACUUGAUGCGGCUUAUGGGGAGUACUUGAAAUCCAAAUGCCCUAAUGUGAAAAAUGGUGUUGAUCCGGUUGUGGCUUUUGAUCCCUUAACCCCAACUUUGCUCGAUAACAACUACUAUAAGAAUUUGGUGGGUCACAAAGGGUUGUUGGCAACGGAUCAGGAGCUUUGGAGCAGUGAUUUGACUAGGAAGAUGGUGAAGUACAACCGAAACCAUCCGGGGAGAUGGGGUUUGGAGUUUGCUGCUGCGAUGGUGAAGAUGGGUUCCAUUGAUGUGUUGGUUGGGAAACAAGGAGAGAUCAGGAAGAACUGCAGGGCUGUGAAUUAA
This is a messenger RNA of Fragaria vesca subsp. vesca, 990 nucleotides long. RefSeq names its product peroxidase 5-like. Gene Ontology annotation, cellular component: plasmodesma; plant-type cell wall. The transcript has 2 exons. The record is from RefSeq and is a predicted model, not a curated record. Gene Ontology annotation, biological process: hydrogen peroxide catabolic process; response to oxidative stress. Bases 1 to 990 code for a protein of 329 amino acids. NCBI's taxonomy places the organism in Eukaryota, Viridiplantae, Streptophyta, Magnoliopsida, Rosales, Rosaceae. Gene Ontology annotation, molecular function: heme binding; peroxidase activity.